This is a messenger RNA of Cylicostephanus goldi, 1541 nucleotides long. Lineage: Eukaryota; Metazoa; Nematoda; Chromadorea; Rhabditida; Strongylidae. The record is from the annotation of a GenBank genome assembly.
AUGUUUAUAAAAUUUUUAUACAUUCCUUGCCCUGUCUUCACUUUCCAUCGACUUCGUUGCCGAGCUUGCCAGCUUGUCAGCUGGGCCGUGAACUUUUAUGUGCAUGCUCGCAUGUGGGAAACUAGCAUUUUUGAUUAUGUGGAACACUUUCAACAUCCUUUCCUCAACAUAUCAUGCAAUAGUGAUGCACUAAUAGCGAGAGAGGUGCGCAAAAAUGGCAUGCUAUGCAUACCGUAUUUUGCAAUCUCCGUCGCCCUCGUCUACGUUUUUAUCCUUAUUACCAAUCGCCGAGAACAUUUUCGACUGGGACAUUCAGUCUUCAUGGCCUUCUUAGGCGUGGCUGGUCCGUUGAUGGCAGUUGGCACCACGUUCUCUCUGCUUUUUCUUUUGGGAGUGCCGUUCAAUUCGAUCACACUUGUUAUGCCUUUCCUGAUAAUUGGCGUUGGCUCGGACGACGUCUUUAUUAUCAUUCAUGCCAUGCGUAAAACAGACAAACGGAGACCUUUGGAGGACCAGAUAGCCGAAACAAUGGAAGAAGCAGGCCCUUCGAUUACUGUAACAUCCAUCACCAACAUUCUAUCUUUCGGUAUAGGCAUUCUCACACCUACUCCUGCUAUUUCAUUAUUUUGUCUGUACACAUGUGUUGGAGUGGCGAUCGAUUUUGUUUAUCAGCUCACGUUCUUCGUCGCUGCUUUGGUUUACGAGGAAAUGCGGAUAACAAAUCCAGAAAAGCCGCCUAUUGAAUCCGCCGUAAAAACGAAACAAAUAGUGAGUCAUAUUCCUUUUAUUAAGGUAACAGCACAACUAUCAAUGCGCUCACUUUAUCCAGCGGAUCCUGAUGGAAUUGUAGCGAAGUACUGCAGAGUUUUGAAAAUGUGGCAGAUUCGCCUCGGUCUGCUUUUCGUUCUUAUUCUUUACUGGGCGGCUUCUAUCUAUGGUUGCUUGAAAAUGGAGAUUCGCAUGGACACGACAAAUUUAGUCAUGCGUGACAGUCCACUGCACAAUAUUGCUUAUGUUUACGAGAAUAUCCUUUGGAAGGAAGGACAACUUGUUUUAGUAUUUGUAAACAAGCCUCCAGAUCUUUCGAAAGAGGACAACCAGCGGCGAAUGCUUGGACUCGUAGGAGAUUUUGAGAGUUUACCAUUUUCGAUGGGCAAAAAUUCGACAUCGUUUUGGCUGCGAUCAUUUCUGCACCAAUCCUCCCUAUAUCCAUCAAAGGAAGAAUUCUAUCCCUUACUCGAUUCUUGGCUCCAGGACCAGGAAAAUGGAGGUUCGAGAUGGAAUGAUAUGAUACGACUGAAGCGAGAUGUCAAUGGAGCGGUUAUAGGAGUGGAAAAGUUCAUGUUCGCUACAGCAUCUGCUAUGGGUGAUCAAGCUAGUUGGAAUACUAGAGCUAAAUUGCAGCAUAGUUGGCGAGAAGCUGCAAAACGCAACAGCGAGUAUAAUGUGACGAUAUUUCAGGCAAGUUCUCAUAGGGUGCUCAGGCAAAUCGCAUCUUUUCGCCUGUCCGGACCCAUUUUUUUCGAAAUUUUCUCAUAAAA